Messenger RNA from Lolium rigidum, 554 nucleotides. RefSeq names its product 17.5 kDa class II heat shock protein-like. The record is from RefSeq and is a predicted model, not a curated record. Lineage: Eukaryota; Viridiplantae; Streptophyta; Magnoliopsida; Poales; Poaceae. Bases 1 to 480 code for a protein of 159 amino acids. Gene Ontology annotation, biological process: response to hydrogen peroxide; protein complex oligomerization; protein folding. The transcript has a single exon.
AUGGAGGGCAGGGUGUUCGCGCUGGAGAACCCGCUGAUGACGGCGCUGCAGCAUCUGCUGGACAUCCCCGAAGGCGAGGCCGGCAACGCAGGCGGCGAGAAGCAGGGCCCGACGCGCGCCUACGUCCGCGACGCGCGCGCCAUGGCGGCCACCCCCGCCGACGUGAAGGAGCUCCCCGGCGCGUACGCGUUCGUGGUGGACAUGCCGGGGCUCGGGUCCGGCGACAUCAAGGUGGAGGUGGAGGACGAGCGGGUCCUGGUCAUCAGCGGCGAGCGCCGGAGGGAGGAGAAGGAGGACGCCAAGUACCUGCGGAUGGAGCGCCGGAUGGGGAAGCUGAUGCGCAAGUUCGUGCUGCCGGAGAACGCCGACAUGGAGAAGAUCUCCGCCGUGUGCCGCGACGGCGUGCUCACCGUGUCGGUCGAGAAGCUUCCGCCGCCAGAGCCCAAGAAGCCCAAGACCAUCCAGGUCCAGGUUGCCUGAGAUGGAGGACCAGUGGUCUUGCCUGCCUGCACGUCUGAUCGAAGCUGAGUGGGUAGUGAUCGAUGAUUAGUGAG